UCUGAACGUCAGUUCUUCGUUUACGAUAGGACAGUCGAGUCGUGAGAUCUCAAGCUCAAGUGAAAAAAAAAAUGGCUAAACUCCUUGCAGUUGUCAUCCUUUUGAUUGUGACAUGUGCAUCGGCGUAUCCGACCAUUCAAUCCGAUGAACAAGAUAGAGAUUUCAAGGUGAGAGUGGCUAGAUCGCCAGGUCCUGAUCCACUUCAUCACCAUCAUCAUUACGGCGGAUAUGAUGGGUAUGGAAGAUAUGGAGAACAUGGAGGAUAUGGAGGAUAUGGAGGAUAUGGAGGAUACGGAGGAUACGGAGGAUAUGGUGAUAACGAUGGAGGCUAUGGAUCCCAAAGAUACAAUGGCUAUGGAAAUCAGAGAUUCAAUGGCUACGGAAAUCAAGGAUACAAUGGCUACGGAAAUCAGGGAUACAAUGGCUACGGAAAUCAGGGAUACAAUGGCUACGGAAAUCAGGGAUAUGGAAACCAGGGAUACAACAGAUAUCCCCAGUCUGGAAACUCUCAAUCCGCUGCCAACGCAAAUUCCGGUUCCUUCAACACUCCAUUUGGCAGUGGAUCCUUCGCCUCUGCCAAUGCCAACUCCAGAAACGACAACGGAGAAAUCUACUGAGAACGACUCGCCCUGACUGAAGAGCUACUGAAUAAUCAUUCGUUCCUUGAAAAACAUUUUCAACACCUGUGAAUCGUCUUUAAUUUAUUAAUUUUAAUACAACCGCAUGAAUUACUCCUGAAUUAUUUAUAAGUGUUCAUAUUUUUACUUCUGUGAAUGAAUCUAGGAAAUAUAAAAGUUAGGAUUUUAGGAUAA
This is a messenger RNA of Fopius arisanus, 812 nucleotides long. Its product is annotated as glycine-rich RNA-binding protein 3, mitochondrial-like. Bases 72 to 617 code for a protein of 181 amino acids. The record is from RefSeq and is a predicted model, not a curated record. NCBI's taxonomy places the organism in Eukaryota, Metazoa, Arthropoda, Insecta, Hymenoptera, Braconidae. The transcript is spliced from 3 exons.